GAAGCAGUGUUCAGUGUUUUGUGUUUUUACUUUUUACUUAUUUCCUGCUCAUAUUUAAAUUUAAAGGUUGAAAAGUUAUUUUUAGUUAUUACAAAUGCCCGAAAUAGUCAUGCAAAUAAACGAUGUACAUCAAUGAAAAAUCCUUGGUACAUUACGUCUACCAAUUCAUUUACCCAUAAACAUACAUUUUCUUCAAUUCUCAACAGUUGUUGUUUGCGUGUUUUGUUCUGAAUGAGAAGUUUGAUUGAUUGGAGUUAUCUACUGUGUUGUACAUGGAUAUAAUCAGAACGAUUUAAUCAGUUUUAAAAAGUGUGAUAAUGUGAAUUAAACAUUUCUCUUAGUUAAAUAAUAUUUAUUAUGGUGUCCUUAAGAUUUAAAAAAGCGUUCUGUGUUAUGUACUCUGGAUUACUUUUUGUAUCUGGAAUAGUUCUAAUAGUAGUCUCCUCUGUUUUAUUAUACAGAGUGUUUCAUCACUUUGAUUAUAUACCAGGAAGUACAGUUGGUCCUUUGAUAUUAUUAAUAAUUUUAGGAUUUGGACAUAUAUUUUUAACAUGGUUGGGAAUAAAAGGUCCAACAUUGGAACAUACUUUCCAUAUAAUUUUGUUCAUAGUUUUUACAAGUAUUUUAUUAAUAACCGAAUUUAUAAUUGGAGUUUGGACGAUGAUUUUGAGGGAUGGAGCUCCUACUCAUUCCGUUGAUUUAAUGACCGAAGCUUUCAAUGAAAUGAUUAAGGAGCAAUAUUACAAUAAAGAUUUCGCUCGAAUGCAAGCAGAGAUCGAGUGUUGUGGUUUAGAUGGAGCAGCGAAUUACGCAAACUACUUUCGAACUGAUGAUGCUAUUAGACUAUCAUAUAUGUCUUGUAAAGACAGUAACGUACCAAAUAACAAUGUAGAUUUUGAGCCAUACCCAGAUGGUUGCCAGGACGCUUUUCCCGAUUAUCUACAGUUACUUCUGUUAGAAGCUGCUUUGAUGGGAUUUAUCUGCACAGGUUUACAGGCUUUUGGACUUUACGUCAUUUGUUCCUUCAACCGAAGUUUGAAAGAAGAACGUUCAAGGAGAGCACGGCAAAGAGCAGAGCUGCAACGACAACUGUCAGCACAAAGCCAACAAUCCCAUACACUACUACCACAACCUGAAAUAGGCGAGGUAGGAUUGGUACCACCCCCAAUAGGAAUAUCUCAUUUGGCCUCAUCACCAGAACAGGAACCCAUGCGACCUCCACGCGAACGAGCCACUGCACCACAACCACCUGCACCAGCAGAUCCGGAAAAAGUAUAAAUGUUGAUAAUUUAUUCUAGUGUCUAUAUAACUAUCAUCAGUUAAUCUCUUUUGAGAUUUUUAAUGUAAAUUAUAUUUUCUGUACAAAUCUGUCUCAAAAUUUAAUUUGAUUAUGUCUGCCUUAGUACACGCAGCUUGCAUAGUUAGUUGAAAGAAGAAGUUAAUCUCCGUUAAGAUUGUUAGAAUCAUUAUUCGCAGACUGCUGCGAUUGAAGCUGAGCAAUCCUUUCUCUCUCAACGGGACUUGGUCUCGCUACUAGAAUCUCAGCUUGUUUUUAUCACUCGCUGUUCUUCGACACUCUUCUAACUAACUACUACUUAGCCCUUGAGGUUCAUCUGAUUAUGUGAACUCAUAUAGACAUUGAACAUCACAUCUUGCUGCUUAUUAGAUGCUAUUGCCAAAUUCCAAACGUACUUGCUUGUUAAACCGUAGCUAUGAUGGUUAAGAGACAUUAUCUGAGAUCUUUAAGCCUUUAUGAGAAUAUCUCGCUUCAGCAGCUACUUGUGAGAGGAAACUAAUCCUUGUUCACAUUAUUUUUCCCUUUAAGGGACAAAUUUUCCCUCCCUCCAGCUUCUUCUUGGCCUUCCUCUUUUCGUUCUCCCUUGUGGUGUCCACGUCAAAAUCUGUUUGGGGAUCCUGUUAUCUUGGUACUGCGGGUUGUUACCCCCGAUGAUGGUGUUAAUUAAGUUGAAACACUAAUUACCGAAAUAUACUUAUUUAUAACACUAUGUACGACAGUAACUAGUUGGUGUCGGGAUGGAUAAUGUCUGUACUCUAACCACGUCGGUUUCUGAAUAAUGAAUAAUCCCUUUCUUUACUUUCUACGUAUCUAUAAAUAAAUCCCAAUUGUUUGUUAGGAUUUCAUACUUGAAUGUGACCAUGAAAAUACUAAUAGUAACAUAAUUGCUGACUCCGUUGUUUUCAAAACGAGUGGCCUACAUUGCAGAAGCAAUGUCACCCAUUUACGUAAUGUAAACAGUACAUGUAAAUAAUAUUUGUUUGAGACUUUGAAAAAUUAAAUCGAUAUGGAUUACUCAUAUUUUUUGGAUGCUAAUAUAAAUCCUGUACACUGUCAUCUGGCUGCUGCUCAUCUCCAGAAGUCCAUUUCAGUUCCUAGUAACAUUUUCUCUGUUCUUUGUUUGAGAGGCCAAAUUUCACUGCCAUAUGUGAUUACACACUUUUAAGUAUGGUAUUGUAUAUGAGCUGUUUGUUAGCUGUAGAUAUUCUUUGGUCCCACAGAAUGCCGUUCAUCAUGGAUAUGGCUUUUCUACCCUGUAUGUUAAUGUGUCUUUUAUAGCAGCAUGAGUGUUCCAUCUUGAGUUAUCUUCAUGCCCAGGUACUUGUAUUCAUCACAGUGUUUAAUUUCUACCCCAUCGUCUAAUGUAAUGGACUACUUUGUCCCUCCAAUACACACGGCUUCAGUUUUCUUAAUGGUGACUUCGAGAGCCCAUUUUUUAUAUUAUUCUAUUAGCUUCCGCAUCAUUUAGCUGAAGUCGUCAUGAUCCUGGGCAAUCAGAAUUUGGUCAUGAGCGAAACAUACAGUGUAUAAUGUUGUCUCGUCAGUGAGAGGAAUUCCCAUGCCAUUGCAUUUGCUUUUCCACAGCUUGAGUGCUUGUUCCAGAUAGAGUUUGAAAAGGGUAGGCGAAAUUCAGCAAUCCGGCUUCAAUCCUUUUGUGACCUUAAAUCCCUCAGACAUCCGUGAUCCAGUUUUAAUUUUUGCAGUCGUUCCAUUAUACAGACUUUGGACUGCUUUGAUAAUAUACAGGGUGUCCACGAAAAUAGUGCGUUCCUUUAAGGUAUGGAUAUAAUACACAAUGUAGAACAAAAAAGUCCUAUAACAUUUUUUUCUAAAGUUAACCGUUUCAAAAAAAAAUUACAUUGUUCUCUAUAUAAGCGAACUUUUAUUUUCAUAAAAUUUAAAAAUUUGGCAUCACUACAAGAACUGUUGUUGAUUUAGGUUAUUGACACAAGAAAAAUGUAAGUCAGACAGGUACAGCUGCAAAAUAAUUAUACCACCCCAUGUUUGAAAAUAACAAAACAAGAAUUUGUUUGUUUGUUUAGGAUGAAGACAGGGUUUAAUGUAAAUACUAAAGGCUAAUGCUGCAACUAUUUUUGAAUUGUGAUUGUCUAUGUUUAGAUUUCUGUAUACAUAGUUGUCAGAUUUCAAUUUGCACACCAAAGUGUAUUUUGGGUUUUUGGCCUGUACAUAUAAUAAUGUUCUUGAACUCCUAAGUGGAGCAUAGAGCUUCAGUGAAAUCGCGCCAUCGGGUGCUAUUUUGCCCUAAGGCGUUCACCUCAUUCCAAGACACUCUUGACCUCUUAUCUCGUCCAUUAUGGAUCUUCUCCAAGUUUGUGCUGGGCGACCUCUUUUUCUUUUUCCUUGGGGAUUCCACUCUAGGGCUUUGAUAAGACCAUUUUUAAUGUCGGUCUGCUGUAGUGUUGACCAUAGUUUGCCGAGGGCCCUUUUAGCCCCAACUCGCAAAUUUCAAAUAUGCCGUUGGGACCCGAUCCUCCAAUCUACCUCACCAGUUCAGUAUAUCCUUGGACAUUGACAUCUAACACUUGAGACCUCUAUUAAGACUCAAGUGGCGUAAAUCCUAGAAUAGCUUCAAGGGUAACGGAAGGGUAGUUACCGUGUAGUAAUAGGCAGAUUUAAUUUUUUCAGUUUCUUGGUCACUAUUAGUAGAUUAAUGACAAUAGACAAUUUAAAAGAUUAUUGUUCUUUGAAGGGAACCAUUCUCGUUGGAACUUUACCUCGCUGAGCAGAUGGGACGUGAAUUAUAAAUUGUAAAAUUCCCUCAUCUUCUUUAGUCUCAGCAUCCGUUAUGGCUUGCAAAUUUUACAAGCCUCGGAGGUGUAACCAGAGAAGGUUCCCAUUGUUUUCAAUCUGAUGGGAUGUAGAGUAAUAUUUUUGAUGUUACUUUAUGUGCUAUUAGAUUGAAAACUUAGUCUUUUGCUAGCAGUUGCCGCUAGGGCAUCCCUGCCAUUUAGUUCGUUGCGAUCCGUAACUGCACGCCGGGGUUUGUUUUGGUUGGAUCAGAGAGAGCAGCAUACGUGCCUCCUGAUGAGAGACUAAUAAGUUUCGAAACCGGUAGAGGUGCUUGCUGCACUCUCUGAUUGAACUAGAAUAUGAUGCGGCUGUAGUUUCGUGUUGCAACGCAAUUGAAAAUGGUUAUUCAUUUUUUAUUAUUGUUCUUGUUCUUAAAGAAACAGAUUAGUUAAGAAUAUUGCCAACAUAUGGUAUAAUAAGCAGUAAAACAAAAAUCAGAAAGGAAAAAGAGAUUUUUAUCUUGCUAAUAUAGACACUAGUUAAAUUAUUAUUAAAAAAAGACUUUGUGCCAGUCACCUAUAAUUAAUACAAAUAAUGCCUAUUUAAAUCUAAUCAAAGGCAAAUAUUAAAUAUUUUCACUUUUGAACGACCUACUGCCUACUUUAUUUUGGUUGGUUGGCAUAUAUUUUUUAUUCUUAUGGAUUUUACUGGUAUUUUUUAUUAUUUAAAUUGCACCAUGACAAAACAACUACCAUUUGGUAUGAAAUUGUGGAUAUACAUAAUAGGUGUAUACGGGUUGAUUAUAAUAAUAUAUAUUUUUUGUAUUUGCAAUGUAAAUAUAUCGGCUUAUCAUUUGUUUAGUCGAUUAGAAAGUGAUAAGUACUAUAUUAAUUUAUUGUCGUUCGGUUCAAGGUUAUUUCAAGAUAAUUACAAAAUUAACGGAAAUGUAUUAAAUUAUUUGAAAAGUUGCAUAGGAAUGUAAUUUUUUUUAAAUAUAACAUCUUCCAACUUCAGAAGAAAAUUCUCUAGGCUCUUGAGCAUUUUUAAACUAAUUUUUCUAUUUAACUCUCGCAGUCUAAUAUAACUUCGAAUUUUAGCGAAGUAAAGGACAACUUCGUAAGGCACUGAUGUAGUUGUUAUUUGUGAUAUUGUUUUAUCAGCUAAUUUGUGAAAAAUGUUCUCCUUUUUAGAUAAAGAGUUACCAUGCAUCUUAUAGAACUCCGUCUAGAGUUUCAGAGCCACAAAAGAGAACCUCUAGACUCUAGAGACAGCUUGUAUCCAGUCAGGGCUCUGUUCAUGUCUCUAUUAAUGUUGAAAUUAAUUGUUCAUCACAUGUUGGAAGCUGUGACUCCUCAGUAAUCGUCUCUAUGUUCUUUUGAUGUGCUAAUUUACAACUUAAAAUACUGUUUGAUGAUUUUAUAAUAUCUUCACCUCUUCUCUACGUCUUCUUUUUGUGAUUCUCAGUGUUCUUUCCUCAGAUUUUCGCUUUAGGUCAGUAUUUGAUGAGCCUCCAGGUAAGUUUAGAGUAGGUACUGAACCUUGUAGAGAUUCAUCAGCCUUUAAAUAACGAGCAUUCUUUGGAGAGUAAUUCAAAAGCCUUUGUUUCAGAGGAAUUUCAUAAUGUUUUUCUUCAAAAUGUAUUGAGCAAAUCGUUACUGAAAAAAGGUAAAGUUACUUAUACUUACAUAAAAUAUAUUAUUAUAAAUAUAAAUAUUUAUUUAAUACAUCUCUUUUUGAUAUCUUCUUAUUACUUAUUUUUGAUAUUAUAUCAAUUUCUUAUAAAUAUACAUUUUAGAAUUAAUUCCAAACUUACAUUUUUUUAAAUUAAUUUUAUUAUAUCUUCUCUGCGACAAGCGAUUAUCCAUUGUUUCGACAAAUUAUCUGUCUUUGGAAAGCUGAAGUAUUUUAUUUUCGUACCUUUUGUACUUUGAUUAUAGUUUUUGCAAUUAUAUACGGCACAAUUCGGCAUUGUAAAUUUAUGCCAGACCCACACGAUACCAAAAACAAUACAAAUAAUAAAUUGAAUAUUAUUACGUUCAAUAAUGUCUAAUAAAUUAAAAGUAACAAAAUAUAUUCUAUAUUCCCCGCUCCGUAAAACUGUCAGCUGUAAAGAAUUUCACAAAUGCAUGUAAAAAUGUAUCUGCAAGUUUUUUUUUAUUUAGCUCCACUUAAUCUACAAUCUGUUAACACUCGUAACAAUAAGUAAAUUUUAUGACAAUAAUUAGAAGAAAAAAUGACUUGUAGGAAUUCUCUCCAGUGAGAGGCUUCCUUUAACAUAUAAUUAACAAAGUUAAUAAUGUAGUGGUAACUGUUAAAUAAUUUUAUUUAAAUCUGUUUAUUAAGUCUGUAGGCUUAAAACGCUUUAGUCGACGCACUUCAUCGUUGACAUUAAACAGUUCGCGCACUAAGUCAUUAGAGUGAGCACUAGUUUUGUUUUUGUAUUUUUCACUGUACUUUGUGACUUCAGUUUUUAUGGAUGGAACUUGGAGGUCUUUUUCUAUUAUGUUGUUCGAAACAUACCGCGGAGCAUUGGCUAUAAUUCGAAGAACUUUGUUCUGGAAUCUUUGUAGGAUUUCUAGGUUUGAAUUGCUAGCAGAACUCCAUAAUUGAAUUCCAUACGUCCAUAUUGGCUUCAGUACGGCUUUAUAUAUUGUUAUGAUCUGCUUCUUAUUAAUUUUAUAUUAAUUAUUAUUUAUUUGAUUAAUUAUUUAAUUGUCGCAAAUCAUACAUAAAAAAUGAAUAAAAAAUCUCAGGGUGCCUUUUUAUACUAUUAAAAAAAAUCUAAAUUAUCUCACGUUACACUUAUCUUCUCUCGUGAGUUCAGUAUCUCUUAGUUGAUCCUAAUCGGGAUAAAAUAGGGAAAAGAAAUAAAGCAAAAUAUUAAAAUAAACAUACAGAAUUGUCUUUUAUUUAUCAAAAUCAAUACUCUAAAAUCUAUCAAAACUAAAACCUGUGGACACAGAUGUCCGAAUGAAAUUUUUACCUCUUAAAUAUUAUUAUAGUUAAAAAAAAACAAUUUAUCGGUUUGUUCCCGAUACCUAUGGUAAAACACUAAACAAAACAAAUUUAUGUAUUCGCAAGAUUACCUAUAUUUACUAUUUACUUUUUGAAAUAUUGGAAUUUUAAUUCAUAUGCUUUUUACUCAAAAAUUUAGUUUUCGAACAUAAAAAUCUCUUUCACAUAAAUUGACUGACCUUUUGCUUCACUCACUCUGAUGUCUUCUCGUGACCCAAAACAGCUCUCCCUCGUUGACUAUGUUAAAGGCUACUCAUCAAAGCCCUCUCCGUUCUCCAGCUUCAAAACUAUCAGCAUACCAGCACCAAUUCUCCAACAAGCCGGGCCUCUUUUGACACGUACUCGAUUCAAACAAAACUCCAAAAAUUCUCUGCUCUCCUUCUCACAAUAAUACAGAAUCAAAGAGGUAUUUCGUCUCAAUUUGAUCUGUCUCUCGUUCCACUUUUCAACACUAUUCUCCACUAUCAAACAAACCACUGGUACUUGCUAACUAUCUAUUCACGAAAACGUCGAACUGCUCCUCAGCGAUGCCAAAAACAUAAUGACUUCCUUUUCAAACUCUCUCAAUCAUCCAAUCCACUUUUCCCCUUCCACAUUGCCAAGAAUCAGAAACAUCGACUUUUCCAUACGACAAACAAACAGUCAUUUUCAAAAUUAUUCCGACCAUCCUAAUUACUUUUGGAGAACUAUAAAACAUUUACUCGUGUUGAACAAAGAUAAUAAAAUUCCAAACUUUCUUUUAAAACCACUUUUCUCGAAAAUGAUAAUUACAUCCAGCUGUGGAUUCUAUAGUUUCCGUAGUAAACAAACUUUCUCCAUUUUAAAUCUAAAUACAUAGUCCUUUUCACUUUAAUUAUUCACAAAAGUCUUUAAUGGUUCAUCGGAAAGCUCAUUAAAAAGAGAAAUCCACUUACAUCCAAACUAAAUUCUAAUAAAUAUUUACAGCUCAAUAUACAGGGUGUAUCAAAUUUAUGUGCCCGCGUUAUUUAAAAAAAAAUUUAAUUUAAUUUUCAUUUUGCUUUUGAUUGAUAAAUUGAAAACACAAUAAUAUUAAGAUCUUAUUUGUGAGAUUUAAUUGUGAUUUCCUGCCAAUAAGCCAGUAAAGUUGUCUUAGUUUGAGACCCAAUUGUUUUCGUUUUGUAAAUAUAUGUGUUCUCCAUGUUAAUCUUCUGUCAAGAUGUAAACCUAAAUAUUUGACUUCAUUUCUCUGAGUAAUCAUUUGAUUAUUUAAUAACACUGCUGGACAUAUACCUCUUCUUAGUGUAAAGGUAACAUGGAUUGAUUAGGUCGCAUUAACUCGAAUUUUCCAUUUUUUUAACCAUGCUUGGAUAUUAUUAAGGCUGGCUUGUAAGUUUCUUGAGGCAGUUACUGGAUCAUGAUGUGAGGCGAGUAUUGCAGUGUCAUCUGCGAAGGUUGCUGUUAUUGUAGUUCUUGAAGUUGGUAGAUCUGCAGUAAAAAGCUGGUACAACAUUGGUCCUAACACGCUGCCUUGCGGUACUCCUGAUUUUAUUUGGUAUAAUUCUGAAUAUUCUGAAUGGUAUUUAACUGAAUAGAAUCUGUCAGAUAAGUAAGACUUUAGAAGUUCAUAAUAUGGAUGAGGCAAUAAGUUUUUUAGGUUAUAAAGUAGACCUUUGUGCCAGACUUUAUCGAACGCUUGGCUUAUGUCAAGAAACGCUGCUGAGCAAUAUCGCUUAUUUUCAAAGUCGUUGCUGAUAUGUUUUACUAAUUGCUCUAUGGUUCCAUGUUCUUGUCUAAACCCAAACUGAUGUUCUGGUAUGAGAUUUUUGCUAUCUAGUAUUGGAUUGAUGCUUUUCAUUAUUAAUUUUUUCAGCACUUUGGAAAGCACAGGCAGUAAACUUAUUGGCCUAUAUGAUGUUAAUUCCUCUAGUUUUUUUUCCUGGUUUUGGGAUCAUAAUUAUAACUGCCAUUUUCAGUUGUUGCGGAAAAUAAUUUAAUCUUAUUAUUGCAUUAAAAAUUUGUAAUAUAGCCGUUAUUUUUUACUUCAAGUAUUAUUUUUUUUUAGUUCCCUUGCUGCUUUAUUAUAUUUAUUUUUAUUGCUCACUGUUCUGUUUUGUUGCCAAUUUCCUCUUGCCUUCUUUUCUCUGAAAUUUUUUCUUUUAUAGUUGGAGGGCAGGAUUCUUUUCUUGUUGACUGUUUGUAGUUUGGAGUUGCUGCCCAUGAAGCUUUCUGUAUGUUUUUUAUGAGGUUAGUUAUCGCCCAUUCAACAUCUGCAGGUGUUUUUAAUGGUAUUUUUAAAUCUAUUGCUUCAUCUAAUACUUCUUGAAAAGUAUCCCAAUUGGUCUUUUUAUUGCACAGAGUGGGUGGAUUUGGAUUCUGACUUAUAUCGGAGUACAUGUUCAUAAGGACUGGAGUGGUAUCUGCAAGUUAAGUGGCAAGUAUGUGGGUUCCUCGAAGCUGACGUCGUGCGCGAAACGGACGGAAUUAGGCGCCAAAAUCGGCAUACCGUCUGUACGUGUACCGUGGUAGAAUAUAUUUUGGGAUUAUGGCCAAUGUUAUAGCGAAUUCAUUAGCACAAUACAUUGCAGUAAUCUAUUGCCGUAUAUCUCACGAUUCAUGUCGAAUGGUAUUUAAAAAAUUAAAUAAUUUGUGUGUUUUUGAUAUAUAUUUAUAUAUUUGUGUUGUACAAUGAUAUAAUUGAUAAUUAUUUAAACUAUUUUAUACUACACUAUACGUGUUAAAAUCUUAUAUAGUUCUUCCACUCUAUCUUUGCCCAUGCAUGAAAUUAUUCAGGAAUUACUUUUUACACUAGAUCUCUUUUUUACUCGAAACUAGUAUCGCAAAAUUAAGCUGCUUGUCCAUAGACACCACAAUAAGUUAAAUCGAUACGACAUGUCUUUGAUACCUUGUUAAUAGCGCAUUUGUUGCGUAUAUUGGAAUUUGUAACUUAUAUUGUUUAUUUUAUAAAGUUAUAUUGUGUUAAAUACAUUAUAAUAUAUAUAAAUAUAAAUGUACAAUAUAAAUUUAUAAAAUACGUCCACCGAUAAUAGCCAUUUCCUAAUUAUUACAUUGACAGUACUUAUCAAUGAUAUUACACAUCGACAUACGUUUCAAUUAACGUUUUGAUUUAUCUUGUUUGAAAAUUAAUCAUGACGGUUAAGCAAAGAUAAAAUGGAACAACGAUACCAUAUAUGUUUUUAAAACAUUUACACAUUUACAAACUGUAAUUGCUAUUUUUUAAUGUAAAAGAUUGAUUAUUAAGCUUGGUCAUGUUCAUAUCACUAAAAUAGAUUAUGACUCUAUGUUUUUACACUGUUUACGUACUUAUUUUUGUUGUUUCAACUUUGUGUUAAUUAAUAUAUAAGAGGUUUCACUUUCGCUCUAACCGUUCUAUGUUAUUGUUUUAUCUUUUAUGUUAUUUACUCUUUUGGUAGUCACAUCUUUUUGUUAAUUUUUGGUAGCUAGAUGUAAGUAUUGCAUUUAAAUUUGUGUGUUGCUCUUUUUAUUUGACACAAAAUUCACAGCGCUGCAAUAAGCUGAGUUUUAUAAUUUUAUAGCUACAUAUAUAAGUUUGAACCAAUAUAUUAGAUUGAACAAAUCCAUAUUUUCUAUAAAUAUCCUUGGCGAAGAUCAUCAAAAAAUCUUAAAGUAACAUAUUUCCACUUUGUAUCCCUUUACAACAUAAAAGAUACGCUCCUGUAAACUUAACUAUAAAUAUGUAAGCAUCUGUGCAUGUAUAGCAACUACAAAAGUUCGCUGGUUUCAACACUCUGGUGUCCAAAUCUGUUAGUAUUUGCAAAUGUACUGUUUUUCCAAAACCUCACAGAUUUCAACACCCCUGGUGGUGCCGUGGUGCCAACGCACGCUAGCAUCUGUAAAUAUGCCGUCCGGUGACGAAAAUUGAACCUAAGCGAGACACAACCUGCGCCGCACAGUGGUCCUUUCUGACGAUCUAUGGUUGCAAAAGUAUUACACCACAAUUAGUCGGAGAGAUAGAAGCGGAUUUUGUGCGUGAUAAGUAAUAUGGAAAAACUAUACGGAAAUAUGUUAAAUUAGUUGUGUACAUGACUUUCUCCAUCGGCCGGAAACCAGAGUGGGGGACGAGGGUAGUUAUAAGGGGUCAAAGACGCGGUUUUUAUUAUUUUUUUUUUGUGACGCUCAUGAUCGAGAUAGUGCACCAAAAUUUGGGAAUAAGUAGGUCAUGACGUAACUAAGUAAAAUCUCCAGGGGUGGAACGCUGCGUGGCCGACAAAGGGAUGGGGGUAGGGGUGAAUAUAAAAAAUAUAAAGGGUUUUUUUGCGACUUUCGUGACUGAGAUAAUGCACCAAAAUUUGGUAAUAAGUAGACCAUGACAUAACUAAGUAAAAUCCCCAGAGUGGGGGACGAGGGUAGUUAUAUGGGGUCAAAGUCGCGGUUUUUAUUAUUUUUUUUUGUGACGCUCAUGAUCGAGAAAGUGCACCAAAAUAUGGUAAUAAGUAGGUCAUGACGUAAGUAAGUACAAUCUCCAGGGGCGGAACGUUGCGUGCCGACAAAGGGCAGGGGUGAAUAUAAAAAUUAUAAGGGAUUUUUGUGACGUUCGUGAUCGAGAUAGUGAAGCAAAAUUUGGGAGUAAGUAGAUCAUGACGUAACUAAGCAAAAUCUCCAGGGUCGGAAACCAGAGUUGGGGAUGAGGGUAGUUUUAAGGGGUCAAAGUCACAGUUUGUAUUAUUUUUUUGUGACGCAUCACAACAUUUGACCGCCACGCAGCGUUCCGCCCCUGGAGAUUUUACUUAGUAAUGUCAUGAUCUACUUAUUCCCAAAUUUUGGUGCACUAUCUCCAUCAUGGGCGUCACAAAAAAAUAAUAAAAACCGCGACUUUGACCCCUUAUAACUAACCUCGCCCCCACUCUGGUUUCCGGCUGUUGGGGAAAGUCAUGUGCACAACUAAUUCAAUAUAUCCCCGUAUAGUUUUUCCAUAUUACUUAUCACGCACAAAAUCCGCUCCCAGCUCUUAGACUAAAUAUAAGGGACUGAAAAUUCGUAUACAGUUAAAACAUUGUUGUAUUCGCCCCGAGCGUUAACAAAGUGUCAAAGCAAAAUCGACCGACCUGCUCAUGGUGGCGGAUUUUUGAAAUUUUAUAAGGACGCUUUGUGUAUGUUUAAAUGAGACAUUUAAAAAAAAUGCCGUGUCACGCUAGUGAUAUUAUGUAUUAAUAUAAACAGAAAAUAAAAACGCACUUAAUCUGAUAUAAAUUCUUCACUUUCCAAUAUUGAUUAUCAGUUCGAUUUUGUAUACAUAACCUCACUAUCGCAGUUUAUGUCAAUAAAUCUUUAUUAACGCAAAAGAAAAUAUUUUUGUUGCACUAUAAAUUACAGUAUAAAUUAAUAACUAAUGAAUUCUAACAAUUUUUUUCGGUUAUUAUCACAAAAAAAUAAAAUAUUCAAGUUUAACAAAAUAAUCCCAUAAGACUCAAUAUUAAAACGUCCUUACAAAAUCUGACAGCGUGUCACCUGACUGUAAGUAGAGGGGAGACGCACGGAGCCAAUAAUAAUAUGUAAAAUACAAGAACCUACAAAAAUUAAAAAAAUAUAGAAAGAGCACGUUCGAGCAUACAAGAGUAACUUUUUCUAAGAGAUAAAUGAAUAAAGUAACAAUAAAAAAAUAGUUUAGCAACAAUCCCAAAAGUUCUACUCUAUUAAAAUCUUUACAAAUUCUUAUUUUAGUGCUAAUCUAUCAUCAUUUUUACAAUCAAAUAUUUUUUUAUCAACAAAGGUACAACUAUUGUUUUAUAAUAUUGUAAAUAUACCUGUUCGCUUGACUUCCAUUUCAAAAAAAUAUUAAAAUAACAGUUUUAAGGCUGUAUGACACUAUACAUUUUCUUGUAUCAUUUCUAAUAUCGUUUCUGAUAUGUCAAAAAAAUGCAUAGUGCCAUACACAGAUAUAAGAAACGAUAUCAGAAACGAUACAAGAAUUUAAGUCAGACACAGAUUCUUGUACAAGAACUGCGCCAAUUUCUGCGCAAAGAGCAAGAACGUAAAACCUGCUGGUAAAACAUCUAAAAUGUCAUAAUUACUUACUCAUAAUGGCUGCUGAAAUGAAAAUGGGAUCAUGUAUUGAUGAAUUUAUUUGUGUUUUUGUAGGUAUUAUUUAUAAAUCUUUUAUUGAUACUUAAUAUACCGUUUGGUAUGGACUAUACUGUUCUACUAAUAACCAUAUAUUUAGCUCCUAGUAAAGUUCAAACUAUAUCUAAAUGUAGGUUUCAUGGUGCAUAAUUUUUUAAUAGACGAAAAUACAAUAGUUCCUAAUUUGGAUCAAACUGAAGAUAAUUCUAAUGAAAAUAUUUUAGCACAAAUAUCAAAACAAAAUAGAAACACAAAUAAUCAACCUCAAACAGUCAACGUUAAAUUCUGGUUAACAUUAAAAUGUUAAUUAAAAGUUUAUAAAUUUUAUAAAAUCCUUAAAAUCAGCUGUAGAUGCAGUACUACCAACUACCAUAACGUGACACAGGGUGACAAACAAAAUUUCGACCAAUCACGUGCCGAAUUUCAUACAAUUUUCGAUACAAGAACUUGCAUAGUGUCAUACAGGGCACAAAUGUACGUACAAGAAAUGAUACAAGAAAAUGUAUACAAGAAACGAUAUCAGAAACGAUAUUAGAAAUGAUACAAGAAAAUGCAUAGUGUCGUACAGCCUUUAGAUACACUUAAAUAUUUUCUAAUAAUGUGUUUUUGUAAAGGCAUAACUUUGAUUAUUAAUUUCUUAUCGCCGCUUAUUUAGUCUACCAAAAGUUAUCAGAAUUUAAUGACAAAGACAACGCAGUUGUCACUCGGGGUGUUGACUAUGCUAAUAUUUUUAUUUAUCAUAAUAAAUUGUAUUUUUCAGAUACUUCCAUCUCGCAAACAAAAACAAGUAAAAAUAAACAUCAGGCGGUGAGUCACGCGUCCCACGGCCCAAGAAAACUGUACGCCGAUGACAAACGUUCCCAAGCGAGACCUGCGAACGAAUACACUGAUAGUAGGAUGCGCAGAACUGUCUACGCAGUUCGCCGGUGCAGGUUGUGUCUCGCUUAGGUUCAAUUUGCGCCGGGCCUAAUUCGAAUCCUAGUGCGCAUGUCAGCCCAGCCAGUACUUAAAUUUUUUUAUCCGUGUACUGAAAUGAUCGUCACGAAACUGUGACUGAACCUGAACGAUCACAAUUUAGUUUUGAACAAUCGGAAGGACGAUGCGAUGAACGAUCAUUGUUUUGUUGCAACGUAUUUUGUGUACUGCGCAUGAGCGUGAUCGAUACAUGACGGUGUUUCUUUUUGUUGAAACAAACCUAAAGACGUUAAAAUUAAAGUAGACGAUAGCCUUUUUUUUUAAUGUAAAUUAUUUAUCCUUUAAUAGUUACUUCUCACGAGCUAAAACACUAUAUUUUUAUGAAUGUCGCAAAAUAAGGUGUACCAUCGUACAUACAAACAAAAUCAUCCCACUUUUGACGAUUUUUAAGAAAUGUCUUUACUGUCUUCUUCCAAUGUAACUUUCAUCGCUUUAAAAGAGCAUUAUCGUAUAACGCACGUUCAUUUUAUGAAUAUUCAGCCCUGUGAUGGAUGACCGAAGUUAUCUUUAACGUUUGCGUAUAACUCUGAGGGAUAACUAUGUCCAUAACUAUUUACGUAAAUUCGGUGUGACGUAUCCGUCACCGUUAUGAGGUAGUUAUUUCUUAAACGUUAAAAAAGAAAUAACAUUUGAGUAACAAAGUGAACCUUAUGUAGAAAUAGUUCAAGUUGGAGUGAGUGCGAGAGAUUGGUCGGAACAUGGCACAGGAUGGGAAGUUAACCAUAAAAGCAGCGUUGCCAGAGUUGGUACAUGGACAGCCUAAGUCUGACGUCACAAAUGUCACAAAAUUGGGAGGAGCUUAUAUUGACUCCAAACAAUUUUGUUUGUAACGUUAAAUGGUCAUGAGGAAUUUUUCAUUUUUGUGCUUUGUGUGGCAAAAUAAGACUUCAUUUAGGUAUUUCGUUAAAGAAACGUGUUAAUUAAGAGAUUUUUAUUCGUUUUUGCUCAGGGGGUUUUUAUUCCUUAGUGGUUGAAAAUAAACAUAACCUCAAAACUGUUUACGUUCUAAUCAUUGCAUUAAAUUAACUCACCUGGACAAAAACGAAUAAAAAUCUCUUAAAUGACACGUUUCUUUAACUAAAUAACUAAAUGAAAAGUCUUAUUUUGUCACACAAACCACGUAAACAAUCAAUUAAUAAUUCCUUAUGAGUGUUUAACAUUAUAAACAAAAUUGUUUGGAGUCAAAUAUAAGCUCCUCCCAAUUUUGUGACGUCAAGACUUAGGAUGUCCAUUAACAACCAAACUUUUGAUUUAAAGCAAAAACCUAAAAUUUUGAGAUAUAAGAAAUUUGCUUCAAAUAACAUUAAACGACGUUUUUUUUUUUAAGUUUUUGUACAAAAUGUGUUAUUUUAGUACAUUUUGUGUCACUAUUCCAGUCAUUUCAGUGCAUUUACAAAAAUUUCUCUGGCAACACUCCAUAAAAGUUUAAAAUCCCUAUGUUUAUAAAUUUCAACUUAUGCAUUAUUCAUUCAACAAUUAUAUCUCGAUUUGAUUUUUGUAUGAUUUUUAAAAUUGUAUUACCCUUCUAUUCUUAAAUUAUUAGCUUUACUUUUCAUUUUUAAUUAUUGUUUUCAUUUUAUUAUUACCUACGUGCUUUUAAUUGUUAUUUGAGGUGUAUGUUUUUGAUACUUUUAAUUUUGUGCUGCUUUAUAUUUGAUAUAAUACAACCUGAAGCAGCGUUCUUCGUUGAAGAUUCACUUGAUUUUUAUCUAAAAACAAGUCAAAGAUGAACCUUACCUUACACAUCCUUCCAUAACUACAAAGUUAUCUCAUAACUUGAGGUUUAACGUCGCGUUAUAAAGUGACAGUUGAUAUAUCAGAUAACUCAAGAACUGUCAAAAAAUAACGCAAGUAGUUAAGUUAAAUAUGAUACAUCACACCAAUUCGAGGAUUAUAACUUAACUACAGGAUAACUUUACGUUAUAUUUAACGUGAGUGAUUCAUCACAGGGCUGAUUAUCUGGUACUUAUUCGCUCCGUGCAUGACUGACGCGACACCUAGCGUAGUCGCCUGACAAUUUUGGCGACCACGAUUUGACGUUAAGCAUAUGAUAGACAUAUGACAUAUGUGACGGUGAUAUGUAAUAUUUAUUUACCAUUUCUGAUCAAAGUUGUUAUACAAACAAUAAGUUCGAGAAGACAGUCAGUGACUAGUCCACGUCAAGUGGAGCAUGUUCACUUUAAAAUAAUAUAAAUAAUACCGUUGAUAGAUAAAUAUACAAGGUAUAUUUACUAUUAAUUAUUAAUAUUCUGGUAUAUUUAUCAGUAAACGAUAAUACAUUGAAUAAAUAUACAUAAUAUGAUAUCAAAGUGCGCAUGCGUUGUGGUGGACUAAAAGUCACCGACAGGAUCCGCGAACGAACAUAAUGACAAUGACAUUACAAAAAUUCCCCAAAAUUGUCAUAUUUCGCUGCUACGGACGCUGGCAUAGUUUCGUGUAACCCCACCAUGGUCACGCACGGUGCGAAUACAUCGCGCCCUUAGUAAUAUAGAGGCACAAUUCAAAAAAGUAGAUUUUUGGGAAAUCGCGUUUUAAGAUUCUGGUUUCCAAAAUUACAGCUAUUUUUUCAAAUAACAUGCUUAUUAUUUAAGUUGUAAAUGUGAAAUUUGGCAGAUUUGUUAUUUGAUAAUUGCACUAUAAAUAGCAAUGAGAAAAAUUUAAUAUAAAUAAACUCCAUUAAUUACAUGUAAUUGAAAAAAAACUUUCAAGUUAGUCCCAUAUAGUACAAAAAAAUAUAACAGAAAUAAGGAACUGUUUAAGUUUGACCCCUUAUAUUAUUAUUAAUGCUCUGUCGCGAUUUAUGCAAAAUAGCGAUCUAUUAUGAAUUAGACCCAUUUAUUUAUUAUAUUUUGCAUAAUAUAACGGCUCAACUAAAAACUAUUCUAUAUACAAAAUGUUAAAACACAAUCUAACCAGGAUUUUCAUCAUAGAAAGACAUGUUACUGAUUGCUCCCUUGUAGCAAUAAACACCAGAGGUGGUCGGGGAGAGUGAAAGAGGCAUAAAUAUCUUUACCGAACCAUUCAUGUCUUUUUCUCCCUCUGUCAACGCUAACGGGUAGAGAAUUUCAUUUUGUGCCCAUAUCAUUCAAAAUCACAGUUAAUACAAAUUUUGAGUUGAGCCCUUAUAUUACUGAGGGUGCGACAUGAUAUAAAUAUUUCAAUUUCUCAUUUAAGAAUAUAUACUGUGCCUUUGUAAAACUGCGGCCUUAAAAGAGACUUUAUAACUUUUUAAAUUUUAUGUAUCCGAUUUAAUAAACGUUUGAAUAGAA
Molecule: messenger RNA, 17367 nt
Organism: Diabrotica virgifera virgifera (western corn rootworm)
Lineage: Eukaryota; Metazoa; Arthropoda; Insecta; Coleoptera; Chrysomelidae
Exons: 5
Coding region: 358-1278 (306 amino acids)
Cellular component (GO): membrane
Source: RefSeq, a predicted model, not a curated record